Coregonus sp. 'balchen' is the source of this 7772-nucleotide messenger RNA. Lineage: Eukaryota; Metazoa; Chordata; Actinopteri; Salmoniformes; Salmonidae. The record is from the annotation of a GenBank genome assembly.
AUGUCCUAUCACUGGCAUUCAUCAGGUACGGGUCAAGCACUUUUAGGCAGAUAAUAGGUGUAAAUGUUUCCCUUUUUUUUUUUUUUUGUUUCCUCCAAAGGGAUUAAGGCCUACUCUCCCUAUCAAUUCCACUGCGUGCACACACACACACACACACACACACACACUCUACACCGCCACCAAGGUGGACAUUAAUGGGCAUUUUGUCACGACCAAGGGGCGUGAGGUGAUUAUACAAUGGUAACUGCUGACUGCUAUUACUGUUAUAUUAAGAGGCGAUUCAUGUCUUAGGCGGGUAAUUAGCUACCCCAGCUGGAUUUCUUUCCUCACUUUGUCAGUAAUGAACCCAUAGUUGGCCUUCCUCAGCUCCCCGCUUUUAAGAUGCUGUAUCUAGACGUCCCAGCCUGCAUUGACUGAUGCGGCCACUUAAUGGAAGAAAAAAGGAAGAACUUGUGUUUCACACCUAAAUAGUCCUGUUAAUUGUGUCAAUUUUUUAUUUAACCUUUGGCGGCCGCAAAGGCUGUCCCCCACAGACAGAGGUCAAUGGUCAAAACAGGGUUAAGUUUGACUGCUGGUAGGCUACAUAGUGUGGCGUAUAGCUGACAGAUGUUACCGCUGAUGCUACUGUAUAGGCCUCUAAGUUAAACUUAAAGCUAUGAAAUGAGGCCUCCCUCUGCCUUUCCACUACCAGCAGCUAGCUAGCUCCUCCUACUCCUCCCUCUGCCUUUCCACUACCAGCAGCUAGCUAGCUCCUCCUACUCCCCCUCUGCCUUCCACUAACAGCAGCUAGUAGCUCAUCCUAAUUCCCCUCUGCCCUUUUCCAUACCAGAAGAUAGCUAGCUCAUCCUAAUCCCCCCCUCUGCCUUCCACACAAGCAGCUGCUAGCUCCUCCUACCUCCCCCCUCUGCCUUUCCACUACCAGCAGCUAGCUAGCUCCUCCUACUCCUCCCUCUGCCUCUCCACUACCAGCAGCUAGCUAGCUCCUCCUACUCCUCCCUCUGCCUUUCCACUACCAGCAGCUAGCUAGCUCCUCCUACUCCCCCCUCUGCCUUUCCACUACCAGCAGCUAGCUCGCUCCUCCUCUCCCCCCUCGCCUUACCAAUACCAGCAGAGCUAGGCUCCUCCUACUCCCCCCUCUGCCUUUCCCACUACCAGCAGCUAGGCGAGCUCCUCCUACUCUUCCAUCUGCUUCCCUACCCAGCAGAUAGCUAGCUCCUCCUACUCCCCCCUCUGGCGUUCCCACUACAGCAGCUAGCUAGCUCCUCCUACUCCCCCUCUGCCUUUCACUACCAGCCGCUAGUAGCUCCUCCUAAUCCCCCUCUGCCUUUAACUAACAGCAGCUAGCUAGCUCCUCCAUCCUCCCUCUGCUUCCACACCAGCAGCUAGUAGCUCCUCCUACUCCUACUCUGCCUCUCCACUACCAGCAGCUAGCUAGCUCCUCCUACUCCUCCCUCUGCCUUUCCACUACCAGCAGCUAGCUAGCUCCCUACUCCCCUCGCUUCCACUACCGAGCUAGCUUAGUCCUCCUACCCUCCCUCUGAUUUCCAACUACCAGCAGAUAGCUAGCUCUCUACUCCACCACCUCUGCCGUUCCACUACCAGGCACUAGCUAGCUCCGCUACUCAACCCUCUGCAUUUCACUCAAGCAGCUAGCUAGCUCUCCUCCUAAUCCCCCCUUCUGCCUUUCCACUACAGCAGCUAAGCUGAUCCUCCUACCCUCCCUCUGCCCUCUUCCACUACCACGCAGUAGCUAGCUCCUCCUACUCCUCCCUCUGCCUUGCAUUACCAGCAGCAGCGAGCUCCCCUACUCACCCUCUGCCUUCCACUACAGCAGCUAGCUAGCUCCUCCUAAUCCUCAUCUGCUCUCCAAUACCAGCAGCUAGCUAGUCUCUAAUCCUCCCUAGCCUUCAUACCAGCAGCUAGCUAGCUCCUCCUACUCCCCCCUCUGCCUUUCCACUACCAGCAGUAGCCUAGCUCCUCCUACUCCCCCUUGACUUCACUACCAGCAGCUAGCUAGAUCUCCUACUCUCCCUCUGCAUUUACACUACAGCAGCUAGCUAGCUCCUCCUACUCCCCCUCUGCCCUUUCCAAUACCAGAAGAUAGAUAGCUCUCUACUCCCCCUCUGCCUUUCCCUACCAGCAGCUAGCUAAGCUCUCAUAAUCCCCUCUGCCUUUCCACUACCAGCAGCUAGCUAGCUCCUCCUACUCCUCCCUCGUGACCUCCACUACCGCAGCUAGCUAGCUCUCCUACGACUCCUCUGCUUUCCAUACGCAGCUAGCUAGCUCAUCCUACUCCCCCUCUGCCCUUUCCACUCCCAGCAGCUAGACUAGCUACUCCUACUCCCCCAUCUGCCUUUCCCCUACCAGCGCUAGCUAGCUCCUCCUACUCCUCCCUGCUUUCCACUCCCAGCAGCUAGCUAGUCCUCUACCCCCCCUGCUGCCUUUCCACACAGCAGCUAGCUCGCUCUCCUAAUCUUCCUCUGCCGUUCCACUACAGCAGCUAGCUAGCUACUCCUACUCCUCCAUCUGCUUUCCAAUACCAGAGCUAGCUAGUCCUCUACUCCUCCCUCUGCCUUUCACUACCAGCAGUAGCUAGCUCCUCUACUUCCCCCUCUGCCUUCCACUACAGCAAGCUAGCUAGCUCAGCUACUACUCCCUCUGGCCGUUACAACGACCCGCAGCUAGCUAGCUCCUCCUUCUCCUUCCCUAUGCCUUUCCAAUACCAGCAGCUAGCUAGCUCCUCUCUCCUCCAUAUGCAUUUCCACUACCAGCAGCUAGCUAGAUCCUCCUACUCCCCCUCUGCCUUUCCAUACCGCAAAGCUAGCUAGCUCCUACUACUCCCCCCUCUGCCUUUCCACUACCAGCAGCUAGCUAGCUCCUCCUACUCCUCCCUCUGCCUUUCAAACGACCAAGCAGCUAGCUAGCUCCUCCUACUCCUCCUUGCUUUCCACUACCAGCAGCUAGCUAGCUCCUCCUACUCCCCCCUCUGCCUUUCCACUACCAGCAGCUAGCUAGCUCCUCCUACUCCCCCUCUGCCUUUCCACUACCAGCAGCUAGCUAGCACCUCCUACUCCUCCCUCUGCCUUUCCACUACCAGCAGCUAGCUAGUCAUCCUUACUCCAUCCCUCUGACUUUCCACUACCAGCAGCAGCUAGGCUUCCUCCUACUCCCCACUCUGCCUCUCCACUACAAGGCAGCUGGCGAGCUCCUCCUAGCCCCCUCUGCCUUUCCACUACCAGCAGCUAGCUAGCUCCUCCUACUCCCCCUCUGCCUUUCCACUACCAGGCAGCUAGCUAGCUCCUCUAUCCCCACUCUGCCUCUCCACUACAGCAGCUAGCAGCUCCUCCUCCUACCCCCUCUGCCUUUCUACCAGCAGCUAGCAGCUCUCCUAACUCCCCCUCGCCUUUCCACUACCAGCAGCUAGCUAAGCUCCUCCUACUCCCCUCGGCCUUUCCAUACCAAGAAAGCAGCUCGCUCCUCCUACUCCCCCUCUGCCUUUCCACUACCAGAGCUAGGCGAGCUCCUCCUACUCCUCCCUCUGCCUUUUCCACUACCACGCAGCUAGCUAGCUCCUCUACUUCUUUUUUUCUUCUCCUACUUCUACUCUGCCUUUCCCUACAGCAGCUAGCUAGCUCCUCCUAACCCCUUCCUCCCUUGCCUUUCCACUACCAGCAGCUAGCUAGCUCCUUCCUGUCCUCCCUCGGCUUUCCAAUACCAGGCAGCUAGCGAGACAUCUACUCUCCUCUGGCCUGUCAUACCAGCAGCUAGCUAGCCCCUCCUACUCCCCCCUCUGCCACCACAUACCAGCAGCUAGCUAGAUCCUCCUACUCCUCCCUUGCAAUGUUCUCACUACCAGCAGCUAGCUAGCUCCCCAUCCCCCUCUGCCUCACCAGACCAGCAGCUAGAGAGAAGAGAGAGAGCCGAGAGAGAGAGAGAAGAGAGAGAGAGAGAGAGAGAGAAGAGCGAGAGGAGAGAGAGCAGAGAGAGAGAGGAGAGAGAGAGAGAGGAGCAUCUCCUUCAAGCUGGUGCUAGGGUUGGAAUUCCGAGGAUACUGUACAUUGGCUGCUUUCGCCCUCCCUCUCUGUCCAUCUAUAUACUGCAGCAGUGAGAGGGAGAGAAGGAAGGGGAAGAGGGAUGAGAAGAAAAAGGAAAGGAUGAGGGGAGUAGGGCCACUACAACAAGAGCGGGGGCGAGCGAGAGCGCGCGGGGGAGCGCCAGGGGAGGAGAGAGCAGGGGGCAGAGCGAGAUGAGAGAGACAGGAGAGAGAGAAGAGAGAGAGCGAGAGCGAGAGAGAGAGAGAGAGAGAGAGAGGAGAGAGAGCGAGAGAGAGGGAUAGAGAUGAGAGGGAGAGAGAGCGAGAGACAGAGAGAGCGAGCGAGUCUCUCUCUCUCUCUCUCUCUCUCUGCUCUCUCUCUCUCUCUCUCUCUCUCUCUCUCUCUCUCUCUCUCAUCUCUCUCUCUCCCUCUCUACUCUCUCUCUCUCUCUCUCUGUGUGGUGUGUGUGUUUCUCCUCAUUUUGCCAGGUCACUCCUUAAUGAAUACGUAGUCUCACGACCAGGAAACAUUCUUUUUGUUAACAACAAGCUAAGUAGACAAGGGAGCUGUUUCCUUUUUGUCACAAUCAAAAUGACACUGUAUAGUCUAUUGUUGUAUUCGUUAGCCUUGCUAUUAAAGCAUAGUGUUUUAUAUUCAAGUUGAAAGCUAGUCACUGCAGUGAUGAUGACACAGCAGUUUUCAAGCGACCAGUAAUCGGGCAGCCAUUUUGGUUUUCACCAGUUAGACAGUUUAGUCUUGUAUGUAAAGUGAGCUCUGCUCUCUCUUCUCAUUUGAAUGGUCCUAUCCCCCAACACAAGGGAAGUAAAUAACACAGCACAUUGGAACAGUGGCUAUUGGCAGUGGGACAGUGGUACAGGCCCUCAACCAGGGUGAAAAUCCUUUUGUUCCGUUCCGUCUCGUAGACUUCCAUUACACACUUCAUUACUGACACCAUUCUUUCCCAAAAAGACAUGAAAUAUGUCCCCAAUGAAAAUAGAGAAAAUUAAUAAUAAUAUAUUGUAAAAAAAAAAAGUGUCCCAAUGCAUUGGCAGGGUUGGCAUGACAAUGAGUAAGGGGCCUAGCACCAAGCCCUGGGGGGACACCCUUUGUAUCUGCAGCAGAGUAAUAUUAUUUUGUAAAAAGUGACCCAUUGCCAUUGCAUUGGCAAGGUGGCAAAUUUAGAUUUCAUUGUCAUUGUCGCCAAAUUGGGUAUUAUCAUUGCUGCGUAUUCAAUUAGCAACCAAGCUAAUUGUUUGUUGAGUGACAGCUCCAGACGCUAAGCAAAAAAAAUAAAAAUAAAAGAUCUGAACACAUAUGGUUAUCAAAAUGUAAUUACUUUAUUAAUAUGGUGUAGAGCAGGAGUUUUUCCCCCCCACAUGUUUGGAUUGCUAUUAUUCCAAUAAAGACUUUAGCUUUAGUUUGCAGGCUCAUGGAAAGUGGGGUAUAUAAAUUAGCAAUACUCUUCGGGAAAUAUAAAAAUAAGAAAAUACACUCCCAAUCUUCUUAUGAAAAUGAGCUUCCUGUUACAAAUAUGUGUGUUUUAGGGGUUUUUCCCCCCACAUCACACAAACACACACACAAAAAACACACACCCCACACACACAAAUUAUUCUUGGAGAUGCAGAGGAUGGCAGUGACAUUUGUUAGUCCCGUUUUGUGGUGAGUUCAGUCAAUAGGAUAAUGCCUAAUUUUUGACAUACCAAAGAAAUACACUCCCUGGGUAUUAAGACUAGGUUAGGUCCUAGCAUUAGUGUUUUCCCACGCAGAGAUAAGGGUUAAUGAAUGGAGCAACUAGCAGCGUUAAAGGGGGAUAUCAUGGUGUGUCUGGCUCUCCAGCCCGAUCAAUAGAGAGGAGAGGUACGGAUGAUGUGAGGGAAUCUAUUAUUAAGCAUCUGUGGCAUGGGUAGGAAACUGGCAUUGAGGGCAUAUGCCAGAGUGAUCGAUUUCUCUCACUAUAGGUCUACGACAAACUACUCUCGAUUCUUAACAUAAGAGCUUUAUCUCUCGCGCGGAAACCCACACCACAAACACUCUAUCUCUCACCCCCAUAGAUACUCUCUAUUUCCAUCGACUCUCGUCGCUCUCGCUAUCUCUCUCUCUCUCUCUAUUGUAUCUUCUCUCUUUUAUAUUCUCUUGUCUCUUCUCUCUCGUGAUAUUAUCUCUCUGUAUUCUGCUAGCUCUCUCUCUUACGCUUGAUUUGCAACCACCCCCCGCUUCUCCGAUCCCUACCUUUCUCUAGUUUCAGCAUCGAGCAUAACUAUGAUUGAUAAUCUAUGAUGGGCCAGACAGCAACAGCCCUCUGAUUGGCAGCUUUCAGGACAGUAAGCUUCCGGAGAGGAUCGAGAGCAGCUCCAACACCAUGCACCUGGCCUUCCGCAGUGACGGCUCUGUCAGCUACACCGGUUUCCACCUGGAAUACAAAGGUAGGAUGGCAUCAUGUUCUCCUAGAUUCUUAGAUGUACGUUUUUUUCUCUUAGAGGGAGGUUUCUUCUUAGCUUCUUAGCUACCAAAGUUAGAAAUGUACAUUGUUUCCUUUUUUUUUUUUUUGCAUGUGCAGAGUUUAAGGAGAAUCCAAAUGCUUUCUAUCUCUAGAUUAUACUGUCAGUAGGGGUAGAUGUUUCUAGCAUUUGAAUGAUGAUUUGGUUAAACUCUUCUUUACUCUGAUCAAGAUGAAACUCCCUCACUGCCUGUGUUACCUGCUCCUGUUCACACUACUGUUAGAGGUUAUUCCUGAUAUGUAUAUAUUUCUAUCCCCUCUUUAGCCAAGCUGCGUGAGUCGUGCUUCGACCCAGGCAGUGUGAUGAACGGGACCAGGCUGGGCAGCGACUACAAGCUAGGUUCCACCGUGACGUUCUACUGCGAGCCGGGCUACGUUCUCCAGGGCUACUCCACUCUCACCUGCAUCAUGGGGGACGAGGGCAGGCCUGGCUGGAACAGGGUUCUACCCAGCUGUCAAGGUAUGGAGCAUACCAACGUACCUGUUGAAGCUAGAGAUAUGGACACAGCUGUGUACUGGCUGGAACAGGGUUCUACCCAGCUGUCAAGGUAUGGAGCAUACCAACGUACCUGUUGAAGCUAGAGAUACGGACACUAGCUGUGUACUAUGCACAAAAUAAAAUAGGAUAAGAGCGUCUGCUAAAUGACUAAAAUGUAAAUGUAAAAUGUGAGUGGGCAACCACAAUUUUAAAUAUAUUUGUUAGUAAGUUUACUGAGCAGGGGGAGGGAAUCCAAUACAAAUGUAGGAAGGAAGGAAGGAAGGAAGGAAGGAAGGAAGGAAGGAAGGAAGGAAGGAAGGAAGGAAGGAAGGAAGGAAGGAAGGAAGGAAGGAAGGAAGGAAGGAAGGAAGGAAGGAAGGAAGGAAGGAAGGAAGAAGAAGAUUGGAUUUAGUAGCCAGUCUAAAACAAUCAUUAUGGCUUACAGCACACAUGCAAGCACACAGAAGAUAACCGUAAGACUAGACUGCUGAGCUGUUUGUGUAAUCCUUAUGUGUGUUUCAUCCUAGUCAUUUCUGGGCAGAUGUCGCAUGGCCAAUGUAUCGAAUAAAUGGGUAACCGUACAUGUUCCCUCCGAAGGUCAAAGCAGGUGUUGAGCUCUGCUCUGUGUGUCUGUUUGUUUCCUCCAGCGCCGUGUGGGAGUCGCUCCACAGGGUCAGAGGGCACGGUGCUGUCUCCUAACUUCCCCCACAACUACACCUCAGGACACAGCUGCGUAAACUCCAUCUCCCGUGCCACGAGAGUU